UGGAGGGAGGUUUGGCUGGAUGACCGAAUGGCAGCUUUUACGCAGAGGGUUGUCUCACCUGCUGAAACGCACUUCACCGUUCAGCUCAACAGAGCCAUCUCUCGCUCUCACCUCCAAUUAGUAUCCAGCGCUGCGAGGUCAGCGCUUCGUUCUCGCUGUGCUCUCCGGGUUUGUUUUGUUUUGUCUCCUGUUUUAUUUUGAUGCGACGGGCUUGGGGGUGUCCUACCGUGCCAUUUGCGUAUGGAUCGCCUCUGCCAGAGUAGGCGAACAAAGCGCAUCGAGUCUCUCCAGAGAACCGCCUGCCCCCCCAAAAAAUCACGGAUUCUGUAAGUACUCCGGAUUUAGCGUCUUCUGUUGUUCUUCUUGUUGUCAGGCUUCCUUGUGUCUAGUUCACGGGGGAAGAACGCGCUGUUAAAGAUGGAUACGCUCUUUCUUAGCCUGACGGAUGGGCAUUCAAUUUAGGGAACACCCGAUCUCACUGUUGGACAGAAAUAAUGGCAAGAUUUUUGGAUAGCUCUGGACACGUUGUUGGUUUCCUGGGAGUAGAACAGGCCUGUGUCGAUGCUUGACAACAACAACAAAAAACCAGUCCACUACUGCAGUAUACAUAGCCUACAAACAUUUCUUUCCCCACGGCGUGAAUUACCAGAUGACAAAAACACAUCCGUGUACUGAUAAAACAUACUGACAAACACACAACCGAUAAAACUAUGGAGCACACCGGGAUCGAGGAGGUGAACCAGACGCACCAGCAGCAGCAUGAACCCAUCAGCUUCGGGAUCGACCAAAUCCUGAACAGCUCGGACCAAUCCAGCGGCUGCAUGCUGCCCAACCGGACCGGCGACCCGGAUUACGCGCUGGCCUCCAACGUCUACAGCAACGGGUACAACAGCGUGUACAACCCGGCCUGCUCCAUGGCUGCGGCGGCGGGUCUGGCCGGCUCCUACAACGUCAACAUGAACAUGAACGUCAGUAUGAACAUGAACAUGAACGUUAACGUGAACUCGGGCGGCGCGGGAGGGGUGAUCAGGGUGCCGGCGCACAGACCCAUGCCACCUCCGCCUCCGCCGCCCGCCGCCGCCGCGCCUCAUCCGCCCCCUUCGACGCAUCCGCCGGGCAUCGGACCCGGCAUCCCCUCGGUGCCCGGGAUGGGGAUGGGAAAUGCGGCAAACUUCACCUUCCCGUGGAUGGAGAGCAGUAGGAGGUUUGCCAAGGACAGAUUAACAGGGGAGCAGGCAGAGGAGAGCCGAGCCGGAGAGGCCACAGGGGGCCUGGGGGCCGCCGGGUCCCUCUGUCCUCUCCCCAAGGGAGACAUCGGCAGGGUCCCUGUCUGGAGCACUGUGGAGACAUUAGCCAAAUGCUAUUACCCCGAGCUCGCUCACCUGCGAGACGGCAAUGGCCUUCUAGCAGACUAUCCUUUCCCAAAGGGGGCUUGCCCAGCUGCCCUCUCGCCCUUCUCUGUGACCCGCCGCAUUGGCCACCCUUACCAGAACCGGACGCCGCCCAAGAGGAAAAAGCCUCGCACCUCAUUCAGCCGGGUGCAGAUAUGCGAGCUGGAGAAACGUUUUCACCGGCAGAAGUACCUGGCGUCAGCUGAGCGCGCCACUUUGGCUAAGGCCCUGAAGAUGACAGAUGCACAAGUCAAGACCUGGUUUCAGAACAGACGGACAAAAUGGCGGAGACAGACUGCGGAGGAGAGAGAGGCAGAGAGGCAGCAGGCCAACCGGCUGAUGCUGCAGCUUCAGCAGGAAGCUUUCCAGAAGACGUUGAGCCAGCCUCUGCAGCCGGACCCACUCUGCCUGCACAACUCCUCCCUCUACGCCCUGCAGAACCUGCAGCCCUGGGCAGAAGACAAUAAGGUGACCUCCGUCACCUCCGUGGCAUCUGUAGUGUGAGCGUGUGUUUGUAUGUGUGUAUAGGAGAGAGACAGAGAGAGAGAGGGAGGGACAGAGGGAGGGGAGAAGCUGGGAAUGAAAUGUGUGUAUCAGAUUGUCGUCAGUGUGAAUGGACAAAAAGGGAGGAAUCUCUUCAUUCUAUCUCUGACGUGGCUGACGUUCAGAAACGCAGCACCAUUAUGGGAUUGUUAUAGAUACAGGAAAAUGAUGCUUGCUUUGGAAAAAAAAUAAUUAUUUGAAUGGACAUUGUGCUUCCUCACUCAUUGAUCGUUACCAGCAACAUGGUGGGGGAGCAUGCGUAGAGAGAGACAGCUAUCUGUUACUGCCAAGACCUACAAAACACUGUAUGCGGACUUCACCACACAGGAGCCGCACUGACAUUGCUGUUUGUCAAAAUUAAGCAAGUCUGCAACUGUUAUCUUAAAUAUCUAAAGUAUGUUGAGUCAUUUUCCUGCCUUACACCAAGUUUCCGCUUUCC
Molecule: messenger RNA, 2373 nt
Organism: Lates calcarifer (barramundi perch)
Lineage: Eukaryota; Metazoa; Chordata; Actinopteri; Centropomidae
Gene: tlx2
Product: T cell leukemia homeobox 2
Exons: 4
Coding region: 711-1895 (394 amino acids)
Biological process (GO): animal organ development; regulation of transcription by RNA polymerase II
Cellular component (GO): nucleus
Molecular function (GO): RNA polymerase II cis-regulatory region sequence-specific DNA binding; DNA-binding transcription factor activity, RNA polymerase II-specific
Source: RefSeq, a predicted model, not a curated record